Molecule: messenger RNA, 858 nt
Organism: Trichobilharzia szidati
Lineage: Eukaryota; Metazoa; Platyhelminthes; Trematoda; Strigeidida; Schistosomatidae
Source: the annotation of a GenBank genome assembly
AUGAUAUUAUGGGAGGUAAUUUGGACAGAUUAUCGUACAAAAAAUUUCCAUAUAUUUUUCGCUGCUGCUGUGCUAUUAAUGCAAAGAGAUAAUAUAAUGAACAGGAAAUAUGAUGCAAAUAGUAUAUUAAAGCAUGUGAAUGAAUUAUCAAUGAAAAUUCCACUAGAAGCAUCCCUUAAUUAUGCUACAGCUUUACUGUCUCAGUUAGAACAAAUUUCCGAUUCUCUACCGAAAUCCGUACGGAAUAUUAUCCAUGGACAGUCGUUGGCGAUGUCUAGACAUGUCAGUGAAUCAAAACAGAAAGGAAUCAAUUGUCCAGAUCCAUCAUCUAUAUACGACUAUUCGCCGACACUAUUAAAUGAAGAAUUAGAGGUGCUGAUGGACAAUGAAAUGUAUGAUCCUAAUAAAGAUGUGACUAAUCAGUCUAUUCUAAUGAUUCCUUCUGAUACUAAUCGACAGUUUUUUCAGUGAUUUUAAUGAAUUAACUAACUUGAUUAUUAUGCGAAACCAAGUGCAUUAUGUUAUUGGAUAACAAGUCAUAAUGUUUGCAGUGUAUUAUUCUUUUCUUUAUAAUCAGACUCAUUAUUUAUUACAAAACUUAUGUAAUGUAUUUCACACAUCAUAUAUAUAUAUAAAUUCCCAUCAUGUAUUGACUAAAAUGAUUAUGUUUCAACACCUUGAUUACAAACUGAAUUGAAUAACUUGAGUUAUGUUUUGCGAAAUAUUAUAUUACUUCUUGUAUCAUUUUGAUUUUGCUUGAUUGUUUUUGUUACAAAGUCAGUCUUUCUAUUUGCCAAAAAGAAACGUAGUUUUCUGAACAUUUCUCUACUUAUCACAUUGAUAUUUGUAAGCAUACAU